AUGAGUGAAGGGAAGAAGCGGACUAUCUCUACAUCAGAACGACUAAUUAAUUACAAAAAUGUUCAAUAUUAUGGUGAGAUAUCUGUGGGAACUCCACCUCAAAAGCUUCGUGUACUGUUCGACACAGGAUCAACAGACACAUGGCUAGCCUCUAGAAAGUGUUGGUUUCUUGACAUAUUUUGUUGGCUGUACUCAUUCUAUGACAGCUCAAAAUCAUCCACAUAUGAAGCAGAUGGUUCGAGUUUUCAUGUUCGUUAUCUGGAUGGUAAUUUCUCUGGAUUUUGGAGUGUCGAUACCAUACGGAUAAAUUCGUUAGUUAUUCCAAGACAAGCCUUUGCUGAAAUGACGAACAUAUUUAGCGCCGACCAUCUCACUGAUAAAUAUGAUGGAGUAGUUGGUAUGUCGAGCACCCGAAUAUCACGUUACGGCAAUAUUCCAAUGUUUCCAAAUAUGCUGGCCAAUUGUGUAAAUAUGGAUCCAGUAUUUUCAUUUUAUUUAAAUCGGGAGAAUGGUUCACAGAUUGGAGGUGAAAUGGUUCUUGGAGGUGUCAAUCCUAAAUAUUUCAAAGGCGAUUUCGAAUAUAUACCUACUAUUCAUCAAUAUAUGUGGGUGAUAAGAAUUUUAAGUUUUCAAAUAGAUGGGAUGGAAGUUUGCAGUAUGUGUUCUGCUGCUAUCGACACUGGAACAUCACUUAUAAUUGGACCGGAAGAACAAGUGGAAAGAAUCAAUUCCCUACUUGGUAUCUCUGGUAGUGUUCUGGAAAGACAUUUUGUUGAAUGCAGUAAAUUAGACGAGCUCCCUUCGGUCGAGUUCAUAUUUCUUCGGAAGAAGUAUAUUUUGAAGCCACAGGACUAUAUAUUCAAGGAGAACACAUUAUUUGGAGUAAGUUGUUCAUCUCCUUUUUAUUCCAAUCGUCGACUACGUCCGAAUUCCUGGGUUCUCGGUGACACAUUCAUCAGAAAAUUCUACACUGUAUUUGAUUUCGGUCAGCGAAGAAUCGGACUAGCUGAUGCUGCGGGAGCAUAG
This is a messenger RNA of Schistosoma turkestanicum, 1026 nucleotides long. NCBI's taxonomy places the organism in Eukaryota, Metazoa, Platyhelminthes, Trematoda, Strigeidida, Schistosomatidae. The record is from the annotation of a GenBank genome assembly.